This is a messenger RNA of Aspergillus tanneri, 1023 nucleotides long. RefSeq lists its product as uncharacterized. Gene Ontology annotation, molecular function: protein binding. The transcript has a single exon. NCBI's taxonomy places the organism in Eukaryota, Fungi, Ascomycota, Eurotiomycetes, Eurotiales, Aspergillaceae. The record is from RefSeq and is a predicted model, not a curated record. Bases 1 to 1023 code for a protein of 340 amino acids.
AUGGCACGCUCCUCUAAAAAGAAAGCUCCCGCACAUCGCUAUCCCGACCUAGUCAAAGAGGCCUCGGAAGCCCAAAUACUCCAGGUGCUGAGCAUCCCAAAGACCUGGGUAGAAGCAGAUAUGAAAUGUCGGCCGCUACGGAUAUCUCCCAGAAAACGUACCAGACUGAAGGUGACAUCUGGCUUCUUCGACUUCUUACCAUUUGAGAUCUUGGAUAUGAUCCUGCUUGGGCUUGACUACUGCUCUCUUUCCACGCUGUGCGUAGUGAACACGAAAGCCGAGUCUUACAUUAAACAUACACUGUUUUACAAAAAUGUAGUAGAGCAUUGCUACAAGGCUCUUCAGAAAAUGAAAGAGUGGGACCUGCUCCGUGUAUAUAGCGCGAAGACUAUCUACAGGACACUAUCCAAUGGACAAUGCUCGGUUCCAGGAUGCGGGAGACUGGGUUCUUUGCUUUUCUUACCAGGCUGCUACCGCUCAUGUGCCCUUUGCCUUGGCUCUACACCUCAUUUAUCAUUAAUCGCGCUGGAGACUGCUGCAGAAAGAUACGGGCUGAGCGAAGCAGAUAUCGCCGACAAUGUACUUUGUGUUCGGCCCCCCGGAUGGCCUGAAAGUGAAACUUUUGUGGUGGAAGCCGAUGCCAUCAGCUUAGCUACUCACUUACGUGGUAGUCGGCCACCCAUAUUCUGUCGAUCAGUGGGAUGGUCAGAUAUGAUAGUUAAUCAUAUGACUGUUUGUCACUUCCCAUUUGCUGAUCCAGAUACCGGAAAGCUGGAAUUUGGGAGGAAAUGUCGUGUGUGCUGUCUAAAGUACACAGAGGUGUGCAAGACGGGGUCGAAAGAUGCUGACGAUCGUCCCAUUACUGAGUUGGAGAUCUCAAAACAUGAGAUGAAGAAGUUCAAAAAAAGUGCUCUAGCUGUCUAUGGAACUAAGCAGCUCUUAGGGCAUAUCUACAAUGGUGAAUGUCCACAUGCUCAGGAGUUCUGGUCACGCGAGAUCAAAAAGACCAAAAACCGUACGUAA